Molecule: messenger RNA, 3340 nt
Organism: Leptidea sinapis
Lineage: Eukaryota; Metazoa; Arthropoda; Insecta; Lepidoptera; Pieridae
Product: ATP-binding cassette sub-family C member Sur-like
Exons: 12
Coding region: 62-1936 (624 amino acids)
Biological process (GO): transmembrane transport
Cellular component (GO): membrane
Molecular function (GO): ATP hydrolysis activity; ABC-type transporter activity; ATP binding
Source: RefSeq, a predicted model, not a curated record
GAGACUGUUGCACUCGCGUGGAACACUCACCAGAUGGACACCGAAGACCUUGCGGCGGUUUAUGAGUUCGGAUUCCGAAACUAACAUCGAAGGUGCCAAUGAGGCUGCAUAUAAGGUCAACGAUUCAACAUUGAGCGCACUGUCGUCCAAUGGCUUAGAAUCGAGCACACUACUCGAGGCUCCACAGGCGGACAGAGAACCUUCCGAGCCACUACUAAAUGAGAAUAAAAUAUGGUGGGAGUACGUCCGCAGCGGAGGCUGGUGGGGCGCCGUGUAUCUCCUCGCUGCUGCCACCGCCCAGGCAAUGAUAGUGGCCGCGGACUGCUGGCUCUCACAGCUGGCUCAAAAUAAUAAACAAAAUCCAUUCAAUAGUGAACAGAUCUGGUCGAUGUUACAAACGUACGCGUUAUGGUGUGUGUCCGGAGUGUCAGCGGGAGCGCUCGCACAAGCUGCGUGCGCAUGCGCCGGGGCCGCCGCUCGACGUCUGUUGCACGACAAACUGCUGCGAGCCACGCUCAACGCUCCACUGCAUCACCAUCACACGACCCCGCCGGGCGCCUACUGCCAUCGAUUCUCAGCUGACGUAUCCAUCAUUGACAAGAAGUUACCAACUGCAGUGAGUCGCUGGAGUCAACUAGCUAUGUUGUGUUUGGCAGCGUUGCUCGUGAAUAUCAUUCUCUCUCCGUGGACGUUACUAGCUCUGUUACCUGCGUUCCUCGUUUACAUCGCACUGCAAACUGUUUACUUGAGGACCGCUAGUGAACUGCAGCGCUUGGAAGCGACCAGUGCGGCGAGAGUUGUGUCACUGACGACACAGUGCAGUGUCGGCGCGGGCACCGUACGGGCGGCCAACUUGCAGAACAAACUGCGGGAGAUCUUCCAAGCCCGAGUCGAUGACAACCACAACACAUUGCUGCUUCUGAACUCUGCGAACCGGUGGCUUGGACUGGGCCUUGACCUGGUGGGUAUGUCGUGCGUGCUCACCACCCUGUGCGUGGCUCUGCACAGCGACAGCGCGGCCUCUGUGGCGGGGCUGGCCGGCAGCUACUCCCUGCUGCUGCCCGUGUACCUGGCGCACCUCGCCAAGUGCCGCGCUGACCUCCGCCUGCAGCUCGGCUCUCUGGAGCGGAUCUUGACCGAUAUUAACGCGCCGCAAGAGGACUAUAGAGAUGAAUGUUCAAUUCCAUCCGGGUGGCAACGAAGUGGCAAAAUUGAAUUUCAACAGGUCGAUGUCCAACAUCAGCCUGACUCACCAAUUAUUCUCAAGAGCGUCAAUCUCACUGUUAACCCUGGACAAAAGAUUGCAGUUUGCGGCCGUAGUGGUAGCGGCAAGUCUACUUUGUUGAUGACCUGCAUCGGGGCAACCACCAUUCGAAGCGGUCGAGUUCUGAUAGACGGGCAGGACAUCACUCGCGUCCCGCUCAAAGCGCUCCGCCAUCGUAUUGUCGUGUUGCCACAAGAAUCUAUUUUGUUUUCCGGAACUUUGAGAGAGAAUUUAGAUCCACUGGCGGUACAUACGGAUGAAGAGAUCUGGCGAUGUCUGAGAGUGGUCGGGCUGGUUGACUUUGUGUCGGCACAGUCAGCGGGGCUUGAGUGCCCGGUGAGCGGGGCGGGCUGGAGCGGCGGCCGCGUGUGCCGCGUGUGUGCGGCGCGAGCGGCGCUGCACGCGGGCCCGGCGGCCGCGCUGCUGCUGGACGAGCCGGCCGCCGCGCUCGACGGACCCGCGCAGCGCGGCCUGCUGCGGGCCAUGGCCGCCCUGGUGCCGCAGACCACCGUACUCACCGUGGCGCACCGAAUAUCAUCAGUGACAGACUACGACAGCGGUGUGACACUUGACGGUGGGCGCGUGGUGGAACGCGGGAACAUUGACACACUGCUAUCGGAUCCCUCGAGUAGACUAUCAAGGAUGACAGCAUCACCCGCCCAACUAGUAUGACACCAACUCCACAGAUAACGACAAUCUGUAGCUAAACUAAAAAACAAAUGAGACUAAACAUCGUAUGUCUCAAGGUGACGAGCGUAACUGUAGUACCGCUCAGAAUUUUUGGAUUUCUAAAGAAUCUUAACCAGCACUACAGUGUAAUGGGCAGGACGUAUCAAAUACCAUCAGCUGAACGUCCUGCUCGUCUCGUCCUUUACUGUCAUAAAAAAAAAACAAUAAUCAAUACGUAUGAAAUUAGGAUAACCCUUAUUUCAUUUUUAUUAUGUAACUGGUAUUAUAACCCAAAAAAUAGCUACUUAAUAAAAGGUACUGUGUAAUGUAUGUAUGAAUUACAAAUUUAAUUAUGCAGUAAUGCUAGUUAACCAAAUAUUCUUAACGACUGCCAUUUUGCAGUAAUUUUUUAUCGGUCAUGAACUUGUCAAGUACUUACAUUAAAUAUUUUUUUUUCAUCAUAGUCACAACUGUACUCAAAUAAUAUAUUAUGUAUGUUAAUUAUUAUAAGAAUUGUUGGAUAUAAUUUUAAGUUUUAACAGAAAGCCAUAAACUGUAUGAAAUUUUCCAAAUCUAUGUUUGGCCAGUUUGAGUAAUAAUUAAGAGACUGAUAUUAUGAUUAAUAUGACAAUGAAAAUGGCGGCGGUACAUUCAAGUGUGGGUGUGACGUUGCCAUUGUAAUAACACUUGUCUUAAUAUGGGAUGUUCUUUGGGGACCGGGGUGGACAGAUACUAAUUUGACUACUAAUUGAGUGUGGUUUAUUUGUAGGCGGAAAUUCUUGUAUUACUAAACAGAGCAAUAUUCGGAUGUGAAAUUGAAUGUACCAGACUACUGUAUUUAGACAACAAUUGAAUUAAUAUUAAGUAAAAAGUUGUUUAAUAAUGAAGAAAUUAAUCCAAACUUGAAAAAUGGCGCGAAAAAGUGGCUUUUGGGUGCCACUUUUUAACAGCUUCCAACGCAUUUAAGCCACGCCUCCUUUCCAUCCAUCUUGAAUCUUAUACUAUGUAUUUUUAUUCUCAUCAUGAUUUGUAUCUCGUUAAUAUUCAGUAUUAUACUCAUUAACAGUUUUUUGUUAUUUUUAAAGUGAUAUCCUUCACUUCUCGGAUUAAUUAAAUUAAAUUUGUAACCAAAAUUUAUGAACAAUGCGGGACUCGAACCCGCGACCUCUCGGGUUCCGUCCAAGCGCUCUUCCAACUGAGCCAACCGUUCGAAUGACGCAUAGUUCGUAAAUCUUGGUAUGACUUGUUCAACUCUCAGGUUGUGGGUCCAUCUACAGGAUCUACUUUACAUCAUCAGCAUAGUUCAUAAAUUUUGGUUACAAAAAACUCAUUAUCCAUUUUAAUUUCCAUUCACCCUAGUCUACUGCAACCUGUGUAAUAAAUAAAAUAAAUAAAUAAAUAAUACAA